AGACCACCAUGCACUACUAAUGCAUUCACUCCCCCGCCCACAGAUGCAGUCCUCGGUUAUCAAAGAGAACAUUCAGAAAUGCUGCUGCUGGCAAAAAAAAAGGCAUUUGAAGCUCAAAUCAUGGUUGGAAUGUGGACUUAGUCUUGUUAUCUUACAUUGAGAGUCCAUGAGAGAGGCCUAUCAUAGGUUACAUGUACGCUGAUAAGGGAACAACUGAAAAAAUGUGGAGUCAGAUGAGGGGACUAUGUUUCAUGAAGCUAUUACAAGAUUGUUGUUGACUGUUGAAUGCACUUGAUGGGCAGUGGGCUGACAGAGGAAUCUGGCAGUAACCCAUCAGAGGCUGCUGCUGACAACAACUCUAUACCCAGCGGGCAACAACCCCUACUGUACUGUUCCAUAACGCCACAGAGUUGGUACCAAGAUUGACGUUGAUGAUUUCUGCACUCAGCUCACUAAAGAGGCAGAGACCCUGGUCACAUCAUUCUUCCCUCAGAAGAUUACAGAGAUGGAGACGCUGUUGAAGACAUCCUUAAGCACUGAUGGCCUGGCAGCUCUGAAGGCCCCUCUGGACAUCCCAAUACCAGACCCGGCUAAAGAAGAGGCUAAGCAAAAGAAGAAAGAGGAGAAAGAGGCAAAGGAAGGGAAGAAAGACAAGGACAGCGAGAAAGAAGAUGAAGACGCAGGGCCUCCCUGUGGUCCGAUCCCCUGCAACGAGAGAGUGGAAAGUCUUCUGAAGGAGAUCAAGCCUCAGAUCCAGAUACUGAAGGAGAAACUCAACACAGUGUCAAUGUGGGUGCAACUUCAGAUUCCCAAAAUUGAAGAUGGGAACAACUUUGGGGUGGCUGUACAGGAAAAAGUGUUUGAAUUGUUGACCAACACUCGCACGAAGAUCGAGGAAUUCCAGACACAGAUCUCAAAGUACUACAGUGAGAGAGGGGAUGCUGUUGCCAAGGCCUCAAAACAACCUCAUGUGGGAGACUACAGGCAGUUGGUGCAUGAGCUGGACCAGUACCAGUACUGUGAGCUGCGCAUCGUGGUUCUGGAGAUCCGCAAUACCUAUGCCUUGCUGUUUGACAUCAUCAACAAGAACUAUGACAAGAUCAAGAAGCCCAGGGGGGACUGCAAGGCCCUCAUCUACUGAUCAACUGACUCUUGUGUACAUCCACUGGAGACAGCAAUAUAGCGACACACUCUUACUCACCCAUUCACAUGUUAUGAUACAAAUCAUGUAGUGUAACAUGUUAAAACGCUUGUUGGGUAACUGAAUACCUUCAGACACAGUGCAUUUAAAAACGUUUUCAUUUUCAUAACAAAAAAACCUGCUGUAUUACACAAUCAAUUUAUUCCGAUUUCAAAUUAAAGUAGCGAUAACUGGCAUAACA
Molecule: messenger RNA, 1382 nt
Organism: Salvelinus namaycush (lake trout)
Lineage: Eukaryota; Metazoa; Chordata; Actinopteri; Salmoniformes; Salmonidae
Product: proteasome activator complex subunit 1-like
Exons: 14
Coding region: 506-1141 (211 amino acids)
Biological process (GO): positive regulation of endopeptidase activity; regulation of proteasomal protein catabolic process; regulation of G1/S transition of mitotic cell cycle
Cellular component (GO): cytoplasm; proteasome activator complex; nucleoplasm
Molecular function (GO): endopeptidase activator activity
Source: RefSeq, a predicted model, not a curated record